Molecule: messenger RNA, 7106 nt
Organism: Macrobrachium nipponense
Lineage: Eukaryota; Metazoa; Arthropoda; Malacostraca; Decapoda; Palaemonidae
Product: anoctamin-7-like
Exons: 21
Coding region: 890-4093 (1067 amino acids)
Biological process (GO): chloride transmembrane transport
Cellular component (GO): plasma membrane
Molecular function (GO): protein dimerization activity; chloride channel activity
Source: RefSeq, a predicted model, not a curated record
UGCGGGUCGAACUGUUGUAAGAGUAGGAACUCGGGACCUCCUGCUAUCCAUACAUAUUGGUUUUUCUCGUUAGUUCACUCACCUCCGACUUGUGGCUUCGGCGAUUUGUACUGUUGUUCAUACACUUAUUCGUGGAAUCGUGGCUUACCAGCGAUAAAAAGAAAAAAAAAAAUCAUAGGAGGAACUGACUGCAUAAUAGUUCUUUAGAAAAUAGAGAAGAAAAUAUGUUGAAAGUGUACCGUGUCGCGUUGACUCGCUAAAUUUCUGUUUAUUUUAAUUGGAAUUAAUGAGCCGUUGAGGAUGACCCUGGGGAAAUAGAUCAGAUUGUGCCGUCCUUAAUGCUUUGUGAAGUGCACCGCUCAAGUUCAUCAGUAUGCUCUCAUACCUACAAGCCACGUGCUCCUAUGACCACUGACAAAACUUCGAAGUGAUGCGUAACAGGGCGAGAGGUCGAGAGCUGGAAGGCUCGAUGAAAGGAAUAUCCUCCGGGGGUCCCAGACAAAGCCACGGACCAAGAGUGAACCGUUCUUCGAAGUAUCGCGCAUCUUUCUCUUAGAAAUACGUCUCUACGACUCUGUUGAAAGUGAUAUGAAUCUUGUGAAAGGUAUUCGUGUCAGUCUCGCUUAAUGAAGCAUAUUCAUGGACAGUCUGCUACAGAACAGUAUCAUGCCAAACACGAGUCGUAUCCAAUUGGCUCAGACCCGUCUUGAACGCGUAGAAUCGAAUUCUGGGUCACCAUGACGACGAUGAAGAGACCCCCAGCUAUCUGUUUUCGACUUGAUUCAAAGCUGUUUACGUGACUGGUCUGUCAACAUAACGUCAUACAGACCACAAGGAAAGUACAUUUUCAGCUCUGCAUCUCUAUUAAUACCUCACUCACACUUCGACAAUGCCGUUCGGAUCGCGACAGAGCGAAAGGUACGAACUGAACGGCACCGGGCAGCUCCAGAGGGAUCGGACGUACGGCAGCAUCGUCCGCGACCGGACUUACACCAGCAUCGGAAGUUACGCCAAUCAAGACCCGGAAGAUCGAUGCAACUUCAUUAAUGAAGACGACUUGGAUUUUCACCAUGGAGAUUCAGACAGCUGGCGAAGUAGCGGGGGCCUAGGACCUCCUCCAUCACGCCCGGGCGAAGAUGCCACGACCUUCUUCAGGGACGGGAGGAGGAAAAUCGAUUACGUCCUCGUCUACGAUGACACGUCCAGAUCCUCCAAGAAACUGGCAGGGGCGGUAGUCGGGGGAGGGCAGAAGGACGACGAGAAAUCCUCGGGCGUCAACCGCUCCUUAUCAGCCAGCGCCAAGAAGGCAUCGAAGCACGAGGCCUGGCGCAGGAAGUUCAUGGAUUCUCUCAAUAAAGCAGGACUCCACAUGGAAGAGGAGACGGAAGAGAGUGGAAAGGGGACUAUAUGCUUCAUCAAACUAAGUGCUCCUUGGGAGGUCUUGUGCCAUUACGCGGAAGAGCUUAACAUGCGGGCACCACUCCAGGAGCUCACCGGUUCUUCUUACAAGAACGCAUACGAUAAUCCCUCGACGAACUGGUCCGAGGUCGUCCUUAGGAAGCUGUGCCUGCCGAACCUCAUGUCUGAAGAUGUCCCCAACAAACCCAAGGACUAUUCGACGUGCGCCUUCAAAAAAUCAAAGAUCGACAGAAAACUCAUAACAAAGUUUCUAGGCAGUCAUAACCCGGAGACUUACUUCACGACCACCCAGAGAUCUCGCAUCGUCCACGAGAUCCUGUCGACGGCUGCCUUCGGGAAGAGGAAGAAGGGCGAGAUCGGCAUCGAGAGGCUAGUCGACGAAGGAAUCUACAGCGCUGCCUUUCCCCUGCAUGAUGGUCCGUACGAGAUCCCGAAAGGCCUGAAGGACCCGACGCAGCUGAAUCCCCGUCAGAUCCUGUACCACUACUGGGCGCGGUGGGGCAAAUGGUUCAAGUACCAACCACUGGACCACAUCCGGGAUUAUUUUGGCGAGAAGAUUGGCAUCUACUUCGCUUGGCUAGGCUUGUACACCGGGUGGCUACUUCCAGCAGCUGUAGUGGGCCUCCUUGUGUUCCUCUAUGGCGUCAUGACCAUCAAUCUGAACACUCCAGCCAACGAAAUCUGCAAUACGAAGGGUCAGUUCAAAAUGUGCCCUCUGUGUAACGUCAAAUUCGGUUGCAAGACUUGGGACCUGCACGAUAUUUGUGUCUAUGCCAGGAUCUCCUACCUCUUCGACCACCCAGGCACAGUUUUCUACGCCAUAUUUGUCUCAUUUUGGGCUGUGUCCUUCUUGGAGUACUGGAAGCGGAAGAGUGCUUCGCUGGCCCACCACUGGGACUGCACCGAUUUCCAAGAAGAAGAAGAAAGGCCUCGGCCCGAGUUCGCUGCUAAGGCACCCUGUGAGGAACGAAACCCUAUCACGGGCGUGAGGGAACCCACCUUCCCCAAGAAGAUCCGGACCAAGAGGAUAAUGGCUGGUGUGGGGCUCAUCUUCAUCAUGAUGAGCCUCGUCAUCAUUUUCAUCGUAGCCGUCAUCAUCUACCGGGUUUUGGUGGCUAUACCGCUCUUCCAGAACGAUACCUUAAGGUCGCAGGCACAAGCGAUAUCAUCCCUCUCGGGCGCUGUUGUUAACUUCAUUAUCAUUAUGUUUAUGGGAAGAGUCUACGAGAAACUGGCUUAUCGUCUUACGACAUGGGAAAUGCACAGGACGCAGUCAGAAUUCGAGGACAGUCUUACCUUCAAGGUGUUCAUCUUUCAAUUCGUCAAUUUUUAUUCCUCCAUCUUCUACAUUGCUUUCUUCAAGGGUCGCUUCGUGGGCUACCCGGGACACUACCAGCGCAUUCUGGGCCUCAGAAACGAAGAUUGUUCUGCGGGCGGUUGCUUGAUCGAGUUGGCUCAACAACUGGCAGUAAUCAUGAUUGGCAAACAGGUGGUCAACAAUGCCCAGGAGAUCCUAGUACCCAAAGUUAAGGCUUGGUGGCACAAAAAGCAGGUCAAAAUGGGUCAUAAGGCCAGAACGAGAUGGGAAGCAGAUUACCAGCUCAUCGAUAACGAGGGCCUCUUCCAAGAAUACUUAGAAAUGGUGCUGCAGUUCGGAUUCAUCACCAUUUUCGUGGCUGCCUUCCCCCUGGCCCCUCUUUUCGCUCUCCUCAACAACUGGGUCGAGAUCCGAUUAGAUGCGAGGAAGUUUGUGUGCGAGACGAGGAGAGCCGUAUCCGAACGGGCCCAAGACAUCGGUAUUUGGUUCACCAUACUGGAUUUCAUGGCUCACCUCGCCGUCAUUAGCAACGCCUUCCUAAUUGCUUUUACUUCGGAAUUCUUGCCACGGCUGCUCUACAAGUAUGAGUACGACUGGUCCCUCAGGGGUUACGUUAACUUCACGCUUGCUACAGCCCCUGACGAAUUUAAAGAAGAUUGCAGAUACAGAGGAUACAGAGACAACGAAGGAAAUCACACUACUUUCUUCUGGAGGCUUCUUGCAAUCAGAUUAGGAUUUGUGAUUGUGUUUGAGCAUGUUGUAUUUGGCAUCUGCCGUCUCAUCGACAUCGUCGUCCCAGAUGUUCCACAGAGCCUCGAAAUCAAGAUGAAAAGGGAGAGAUAUCUAGCUAAGCAAGCCUUGGCUGAUUCAGACAAUAUAUUAAAGGUUGUACAGGGAAAGGAUGAGGACGACGACGAUGCUGUGGUCAGCAACAACAUGACCAACAUCAGGAGGGAAGCGGAGGCCCCUCCCCAGGGUAACCCUUCUUCGGCCUCCAAUUAUCUUCCUGAGCAGUAUUCUCCACCUGCUUCUCCGCCUUCGAAUAGUGACAACAGGGAGACCCCUCCAGUGACAAGUUCUACCGUCUCUUACACCAGAGAGUCUCCUAAAGUGACUACCUUUCCAACAAUGUCCCCAACGGAAGAGGCGUUUUCAUGCGUCAACACAUCCAGUUCCAACACCCCCACCAUAUCCUCGUCAUCCACAUCCAAGUCAUCCUCAGCAAAGAAUCCACUGCGAAAGCCGCACUCGUUCUCCAGCAGCAGCAACAGCAGUAGUCCAACGGCUUCCUCCAAGAGCCACCACGGCUCUCCCUCCUCCAACUCGAAUAAAACUCACCCUCGCGCCCCGACAUAACAACCAGCCGCCUCCACCCGUCCCGUCGUUGUGUUCAAGCAAACAUCCGUAUAAAUUGUGCUUUACUCUGAACACAACAGUCCUGAGUUUUUGUUCAGUUGAGACAGUUUAGUGUCACCUUUCCAUCUUAACUGCAAGCGUGUGUUGGGGAGGAAGGAAGGGAGGGAGGGAGGAGAGGAAUAUUGGGUCUUCAGCAUCAUACGGGUUUAUUCAUCACCAUUAAGAAAAAAAUUCAUAUACCUACCAUGUUUGUUUAUGGUCAUCUCUCUGUGGGUCAGUAUUCUCUGUCUUGAUCAUUCGUAGCAUUUGUCCGCACUUUCCUCCUGAUCCAAAUCCCUCUCUGUCGUAGCCGCCUGUGAUAACCUCGUGGUAUAAAUUUAAAGAAGGUCUUCAUGUCAUGUUUAUCCCCUCCAACAGGCGACGGUGACAGUCUCCUUAGUGUUACUUCUUCCUUUUAUGGUUUCGAAUGAUCGACGGGUGGAGGCCAGGAACGGGCUUACGAUUUUCAAGGUCUGCUUAAUUAAGUCUGUGAAGAAACCGCUGAAACAACUGAUUCUAUUUCAUAAGAAUUUUAUAAGUGCUAUGAUAUGCCAUGUAAGUGUUUUCAGCAAAAGUGCUGUUCUCCAUUAGGAAAUCAGUUUUAUAAGAAUAGGAUACAAUUUAAAUGUAUUAGAUUUUGAAAAGACAAACAUCUAGCUGACGUUGCUGAGAUCAUUGCUAAGUAUUGAGUGACAGACAGGAGAGCGUUGUCUGCCAGUCGCUAAGGGUGCAGCUCCUGUAUAUAAACUCUGCCAGUAUUCAUUCAAAGGAAAGUGGAACUGAUGAACUAUCGCCACCUCCAUGAAAGGAGUCUUUAAAGUGAAGUAGGUAAGGACUUGAAAUGAGAAUUAAAGAAGCGUUUUGACAUCUACUUGUUUCUACGACUUCAAGCUUACUAUCUAUAUUUCACUUCUCGCACGUCCUGCGGCUUAGAGCUCCAUGUAAGCGAUGCACUUGACUUUUGAAUUCGCUUGAAUGAAAUGCGACCUCCUUUUUUUUGAAGUGUGAGUGGAUGGCGUCCCAGAAUGAUCAUCUCUCUUAAUAUCAUUGUUGGGAGCUUGCUUGGGGUGUUUUAUAUUAAUACUGUACAUAAAAGACAUGUUUAGCCUAGAGUAGGAAAGAGGGGGAGUGUUCUUUCUCAUUUCCAGUCAAUCACUCCUCCUCGUCACCUUCUCGUUCAUCUCCUAUAUCGCGAUAUAAAGAUAUCCAUUUAUUUUUCAACGUCACUUUUUUCAUUCUUUGUACUGUUGUUGAAUUCUCCAAUUGAGGCAGAAUGGAAACCUGCAACAUUCCAUGAUUGGUCGAUAGAUGUUUUCCUAAUAAAAGAUAAAAAUCGAUCACUCAACCCAGCUUUUCCCAGAAAGCAAUCAGUCAAAUGAGAGUGAGAGAAAAGGACCUCCCAAUGUGGAACCUUGAGAAUUAAAUGUUAUUCUCAUUGAUAAUCCUGCAAAUCAAAUAUUGCUGGCAUAUUCGUAUUCAUUCUUAACCAGACAACUCGCGGACCAUUUCGCCGAAACAAGCGAAAAUAUUUUGACUGGUAGUUUUCCAUGGGGACACCACUCAAUUUUCUGUAAUUAUAGCUAAACGCUGAAUUAUCUUGCAUCCAGAAUGAUGACACAUUUACUCUGCAGUUCUUGUACUGUUUUAUUUUCUAUAGUAUCUUCUUAACUUCGCAAGUUCCUUUAUCGUCUACUGAAAACAAGGUGUGUGUUUGUACUGUUAUGAAUGGACGUCUCAACAUAAGACGGAUUUACAAUGAAGAGUCUUCUUAGAAUUUAUGAUUCUAUUUUUUUCUUCACUUUCUUUUUAACCUUAGCUCGUAGUUGCUAUUGCCUUACAAUCUAGAUCCUGCUUUAUCACAAGUAAAAUUAUCGGUACAAUAGGUAUAGUGGUACUUUGUUUUUUUGAGGAGCGCAAACGUUUAAUUAUGAAUAUUUAAAUGUUGGAGGCCAAAGUCGAUAUUCAUUGUUUAUUUGUACAUCAUUAACUCAACUUUUCUGAGCGCUGCAUUAAGUACGGUAUUAAAAUGAGAGUGCUUUUUCUCUCUCUCUCUCUUUUUAUUUACUCAGGAGACAAGAGGUCAUUUUUAUGACUGCAUUGACAAUAGAUAAUUAUUAAGUAUUUCCUUAUUCAAAUCCAUCAGAAUAGUGACUUGGUCUCGACAAGAUACUUUUACUUCUCACCAUCGCGUGGUUUAGUUUUAGACAGCUUCUUUACGUUAAAUCAUGACCUAUUUUAUUACAUAACUAUUGGAAAAAAAUUUUAUGAAAUUGCAAGCGCCACAUUUACUGUACUCCUGACGACAAGAGCUUUUGUAUCUAUCUUCAUUUACUGUCUAUUUCCAAGAAACUUUUUUUUUCUUUCUUUCUUUUACAGGAAACACUCAUAGCAUUUAACUGUUACAGGAUGAAAAGGUACCAAUAGAGCAUCUAUCUAUAAAGUGCACGUGAUAAAUUUAUUGCGUUUUAUACAUGAUUAUCAUCCUUCAGUCGAAAACGGAAGCGUAGGUUUUGUGUAAUUCAGUAAAUGCAAUUCACUUGUUUGAUACACACUGUAUAACAACUACACACACAUUAAUACAUCAUACACACACACACACACACCCAUUCAUACACAUAUUUAUAGAAUAUAGACAAGUCAUUCUAAAACGCCUAUAGAACUGGACUAAGGACGGGUAGUGGGUUAGAACAUUGCUUUCGCAGACCUCAGCCUUUUCCUUCGCAUAAAUUCACUGUAUCUUGAUAAUUUUUUUAAAAGUUAAAAUCAGCUACGUGCGAAAGUCUGAGAAAGGGGGGAGUUGUACUAUGUAGGCAUUUACAAUUUUCUUACCCGUUCACAAUAAAACUUGAUUUUAAUAUGGAGAAGCAUCAGGUGCUGAUAAGAAUGGUCAUCCUGCCGCUCGAAAACCUGAAAUUCAAGAGACAUAUUACAUUAUUUACAUUGUAAUAUAUAUAUAUAUAUAUAUAUAUAUAUA